This is a messenger RNA of Capronia coronata CBS 617.96, 1080 nucleotides long. RefSeq lists its product as uncharacterized. NCBI's taxonomy places the organism in Eukaryota, Fungi, Ascomycota, Eurotiomycetes, Chaetothyriales, Herpotrichiellaceae. The record is from RefSeq and is a predicted model, not a curated record. Bases 1 to 1080 code for a protein of 359 amino acids. The transcript has 2 exons.
AUGUCUCAAGAAUAUCAGAUCCAACCCGAGUUCGGCGCCGCGCUACGCAGGUUCCUAUAUUCGCAAUUCUUCGGCACUCCGGCGCAUCCCACCCACUCGUUCGCCAACCAGACCAUCAUCGUGACCGGGUCGAACGUCGGCCUGGGCUUUGAAGCCGCCCGGCAUUUCUACCGGCUCGACUGCGCCAAACUGAUCCUGGCUGUGCGCUCCGUGUCCAAAGGCGAGGCCGCGAAAGAGGAUAUCGUCCGUAGCGUGAAGCACCGUACCGACGGGGCGGACGCGAUCGAAGUCUGGCCAUUGGAUCUGUCCAGCACGCAGUCGACCUUGGACUUUGCAGAGCGCGUCAAAGCCGACCUGCCCCGUCUCGACGUCGUGGUUGAGAACGCCGGUAUCAAUAACUUCUCGUGGUCUGUCGUCGAAGACGGCUGGGAACAAACAAUCCAGGUCAACGUCAUCAACACGCUUCUGCUGGGACUGGCCCUCCUGCCGAAGCUGGCUCAGUCCAAGGCCCGAUAUCCUGACUCCAGUCCCCAUUUGGAAAUUGUGUCUUCCGAAGUCCAUCGGUUCACCCAGUUCAAGGAAGUCAAUGCCCCGGAUAUCUAUGCCCGGUUGAACGACGAGAAAGCUUUCGUCUCAAGUGAUAGAUAUAACAUCAGCAAACUCCUCGAAGUCCUCUUCGUCCGCGAACUCGUUGCCCGCCUCAACGGCGCCGCCGCAUCAGGUCCAGAUUCAAAGCCAGCCCAAGGCUCGACGUAUUCUGGUGUCAUCAUCACCAUGGUCAAUCCAGGCCUCUGCGUCUCCCAGCUCGACCGCGGCAUGAGUUACGUCAUGCAAAUCGUCGCAGGUGUCAUGCGCCAUAUCGUCGGCCGGUCCACCGAAGUCGGCGCCCGGACACUCGUUUACGGCGCGUGUGCCGGCCCCGAGAGCCACGGCGAGUUCAUGUCUGACGGGCAGAACCAGGAAGUCGAGAAGUGGAUCUACUCGGAUUUGGGCCGGGAAGUACAGAAGAAGGUAUUUGAGCAGACUCUGAAGGUGUUGGAGGCGAGAAAGCCUGGACUGGCCAAGGAGAUUGGCCUUUGA